Molecule: messenger RNA, 1925 nt
Organism: Herpailurus yagouaroundi (jaguarundi)
Lineage: Eukaryota; Metazoa; Chordata; Mammalia; Carnivora; Felidae
Gene: LMF2
Product: lipase maturation factor 2
Exons: 9
Biological process (GO): protein maturation
Cellular component (GO): endoplasmic reticulum membrane
Source: RefSeq, a predicted model, not a curated record
UGGGGGGGGGGGGGAUGCCUGCAGGAGAGACCUAGGCACAGGGUGCAGCGGGGCUUGAAGCAGGCUCUGAAGGGCCAGGAAGGGGGUGGGCCUCAGGAACUCUCAGUGCAAACCCUCCCCCAGGUUUUGUUGCAAGUCCUCAUUAUCAUCACUGGCAACUAUAACUUCUUCAACCUGCUCACGCUGGUGCUCACCACCGCUCUUCUGGAUGAUGGGCACCUGACUGCUACACCUGGCAACAGCCACUGCAAAAAGACAGCCAGUUCCUGGCCCAGGACGCUGCUGGCUGUGCUGUCUCUGCUCUUGGAAUUCACCAUCUACGGGCUGCUAGCCUAUGGUACCGUGCACUACUUCGGCCUGGAAGUUGACUGGGAGCAGCAUGCUGUCCACUCCAGAACCACUUUUACCUUCCACCAGUUUUCCCAGUGGCUGAAAACGGUGACCCUGCCCACCAUGUGGCUGGGGGUGGCCUCCCUCACCUGGGAACUGCUGACUGCCCUCUGGAGGUGGACCCAGGUGCGAGGGUGGCCGAGGAGGCUCUGCACUGCAGUCCAGCUGCUCAUCUUCGGCACUGCCACGGUGGCCUUGUUUGUGAUCAGCCUGGUGCCAUACUCCUACAUGGAACCCUCAACCCACGGGCGACUCUGGACUGGGGCCCACCGCCUGUUUGGCACCGUAGAGCACCUACAGCUGGCUAACUCCUACGGCCUCUUCCGCCGGAUGACCGGUCUGGGUGGGCGGCCCGAAGUGGUGCUGGAGGGCAGCUAUGACGGGCACCGCUGGGUGGAGAUCGAGUUCAUGUACAAGCCCGGGAACGUGAGCCGGCCACCCCCCAUCGUGGCGCCCCACCAGCCCCGCCUCGACUGGCAGAUGUGGUUCGCAGCCUUGGGCCCACAUUCUCACAGCCCCUGGUUCACGGGCCUGGUCCUGCGCCUGCUGCAGGGCAAGGAGCCUGUGAUCCGCCUCAUCCAGAACGACGUGACUAAGUACCCCUUCCACAAGCAGCCACCCACCUACUUGCGGGCCCAGCGCUACAAGUACUGGUUCUCACAUCCUGGGGAGCAGAGCCAGUGGUGGCGACGCCAGUGGGUAGAGGAAUUCUUCCCACCAGUGUCCUUGGGGGACCCGACGCUGGACAUGCUGCUCAGACAGUUUGGCCUUCAGGACAAGAGCCCACCCCGAGCCCGCAGCUCCAGCAACACCCUGGCCCAGGCCCUCCACUGGGUCCGGAGACAGCUGUCUCCCCUGGAGCCUUCCACCCUGCUCUGGGGGCUCCUCGCCGCAGUGGGGGCCAUCAGGGUCGUGCAGGCCCUGCACUCAAGGCCUCAUUCCCCCCGGUCUUCCCCUCCGGGGAAGGAGGAGAAGCACAGGCCAGCCCCGAAGAAGGACUCCGGAGCUGCCACCAAACGAGCUGCCCCAGCCCCUGACAACUGUACGAGCAGUUCCCAGUCCCCAGGGAGGAAAAAAUAGCUGCAUCUGUCAGCCACACGUCCGGAGAGGGUCAGGGUCCCCAGCACGUCUCUGGCCUUCUGCCACAGGACACGAUCCAGCCAGCGUGCCUUAGCCAACUGCCGUGACAGAUGCAGGAUGGGGUGCCAUCCUCCGGGGGGGGCCUCUGGCUUCCCUGCUGCGCGGAGGGCCCACUCCCCAGACACACACCAACCGUGCCCUCCCCACGCCAUCUCCUGGCCUUGACCCACGAGGCAGGCAUGUGACCCAGCUCAAGGUCUUUGCCGGGACAUUGUACCAGGGCUGGGGAAGCCCUUUCCCUCUGUAGGGAUCCAAGCCUGAUGCCCCAGCCACAGCUCCCGCGCCAGAGGGUCUGAGGCUGACUUGCUGGGGCAUGGAGGGAGAGGGAAGACAGUCCUGAGACUCCUGCCAUUUGGGUCCAGGAACCAAUAAAGGUGUCUCUGUGCUUGACCACG